GCGGGCCGGCGGGGGGUUGGGGGGAGAAGCGAGAGACUAGAGAGUGAGGAGGUGGAGAGAAAAAAAGCCGAGGAGGACGAGAAACAAAAGCACAACCGUGGGUGCCUGCAACAACCAUGAGCCGCGGCGGCUUGCCCUACUCACCAGAGCUGCUGCUCUACCCGUGGACGAUGUCGUGAGGUGUGGCUCGCAACGCUAAGCAGCAGGGAUUCAUUCAGUCAAUCGAAACGACAGUAGCAAGCCAAGGAAGGCUGCUGCUGGUGGAAAAGAUGUCGACCGCCUCGGUGGGGCCCCAGGGCGGCCCUCGCCCACCCACCGCGCCGCCGACCGUUCCCGAACUGCCGGACCUCAGCCAUCUCACGGAGGAGGAAAGGAAAAUAAUCAUGGCCGUAAUGGAUCGGCAGAAGGAGGAAGAGGAGAAAGAGGAAGCCGUGUUAAAGACGCUGCACCAGCAGUUUGAGAGUUACAAGGAGCAGGUGCGUCGCAUCGGCGUGGAGACGCGGCGCCAGCAGCAGGGCCAGCACAAGGACGAUGCCCCCACCUGCGGCAUCUGCCGCAAGACCAAGUUCGCCGACGGCUGCGGACACCACUGCUCCUACUGCCAGACCAGAUUCUGUGCCCGCUGUGGCGGACGCGUCUCCCUGCGCUCCAACAACGAGGACAAAGUGGUAAUGUGGGUAUGCAACCUGUGCCGUAAGCAACAGGAGAUCCUCACCAAAUCGGGAGAAUGGUUUUCGGGGCCGGGGGCGAGGCAGAUGAGCCUGGAUGGCGGCCUGAACGCCCCGCCCACGGGGGGUGACACCCAACGGGGGGACAGGAAGCUACUCCGCUCCAGGUCCCAGGCUCCGCCCUCUUCCAGCGGUAACGCAGGGGCGGCGCCCGACGGAACGCAUCAGCCGCCAACGGUACCGGCCAAGGGAGCGUUGGACACCAUGCCGGCGUCACGCGCUCGGAGUGAACCACCACGAGACAAGAAAAGACCUGUGUCCCUCCAUGAACAGAACGGUAAGCCUGGCGGUCCUGGUCGUGGUAGAGGAGGCCGGGGACCCCCAGGGAAGCUUCAGACCGUGGCCUCCCAGGAGGAGUUCUGUGGUCCCGGGGACAUAGACUGGCGGGACGGCCGGCACCUGGAGAAGGUCCGCUCCCAUGACUACCCCGACGGCGGCGACCAAGGAAAUCGCCCCGACCUCCGGAGACGCCCCCCGGAGGAGGAUGAGCUGGAGCGCAAGCGGCGCCAAGAGGAGGAGUUCCAGGCACGUUACCGCAGCGACCCCAACCUGGCGCGCUACCCAGUCAAGCCGCAGAAGGAGGAGCAGGAGAUGCGCAUGCACGCCAAGGUGUCGAAGGUGCGCCACGAGCGGCGCCACAGCAACAACGCCAUCAAUGAGGUGGGGCUGGAGGGCGGGGGAGGAGGGGGAGGGAACAUGGGGGAUGUG
Messenger RNA from Oncorhynchus gorbuscha (pink salmon), 1436 nucleotides. Its product is annotated as regulating synaptic membrane exocytosis protein 1-like. Gene Ontology annotation, molecular function: transmembrane transporter binding; small GTPase binding. Lineage: Eukaryota; Metazoa; Chordata; Actinopteri; Salmoniformes; Salmonidae. The record is from RefSeq and is a predicted model, not a curated record. Gene Ontology annotation, biological process: calcium ion-regulated exocytosis of neurotransmitter; regulation of membrane potential; regulation of synaptic plasticity. Gene Ontology annotation, cellular component: cytoskeleton of presynaptic active zone; presynaptic membrane. The transcript has 5 exons. The annotation marks the transcript as partial.